Molecule: messenger RNA, 1665 nt
Organism: Ostrea edulis (European flat oyster)
Lineage: Eukaryota; Metazoa; Mollusca; Bivalvia; Ostreida; Ostreidae
Exons: 1
Coding region: 1-1665 (554 amino acids)
Biological process (GO): proteasome-mediated ubiquitin-dependent protein catabolic process; protein polyubiquitination
Molecular function (GO): zinc ion binding; ubiquitin protein ligase activity
Source: RefSeq, a predicted model, not a curated record
AUGGAAAUGGCACAACAGUGUCAAAAAGCUGUUGUUUGUGAAUACUGUGAGGAAAAUGUAGAUUUUUGGUGUACUUGUGGCAAAUACAUUUGUGAAAAAUGUCUAGGAAAGCAUAUCAAACAGAAUCCCAAACAUUCUGCUGCUCCAUACCAAGAGCGAUCAGCCGCGACGUCCUUAAUGUGUGAGAAACACAAUGCAGAAUUGUGCAAAUUAUUCUGCAAAGAGUGUUUUGAAUCCAUUUGCAUGAUAUGCUCACACACAGCACAUAGUGAUCAUGGUCUGAUAUCUAUGGAGGAUCACCUGGCUUUUCAAAGGAAUGCAAUGACAGAAGAGCUUCAAAAAAUUGAGAAACAAUUCAAAGCUAUGUACCUACAACUGUUGACAGAGAUUGACGAAAAACUUUCGAAUGCUCCUGCAAAGUACUCAAAUAUUCGAGCUAGCAUUGAUCAUGCAGGGAUGGCUUUGCAGAGGAAAAUUGAAGGGACGGUAUGCAAAUUAAAAAUGCAGGUAGAAACUAUGGAAAUGGAACACCUUGAUUCCCUCAGAGAAAACAAAUCAAGGAUACAGAAAGUCCUAGAAGACAUUGAGGGUGCUGAAUCUUUGAUACACGAGCAGAUGACAGAUGCCAAACAGUUAGCCGUAUUCCAGACAACGUCAUAUCCUUUCGAGCGUUGUCCCAAGUUGACAGAACUAAUAUUUCCCAGUUUCAGAGGGGGCAACAUAGAUUUUAACUGCCUCGAAUUCUUAGGAGAAUUGGUUCCAAUUGAAAAGGAAAAAAGUUCAGUUCGUGAAGAAGAAACUGAAAAACGAGAUGAAGAGGACAUAGGAAAAGGAAUCAAAGUGCUGAAAAAUUUAAGGAAUGAGAAUAGAAUAGAAACUGUUUACUCGUAUAUUUCCGAUUUGUCAUGCACAAAUGAUAACCACAUCCUUGUGUGCGGAACGUACAGAGUGAAAAAAAGCUACAAUAUUCGCAAGAUUGAUUUUGAGGGAAAAGAAAUUGAAACAAUUCCCGUUGAAUGCCAAGCGAAUUUCAUCACAGAAGGAUCCGAUGGAACUGUAUAUUAUACUACAAUUGAAAAUCAAGGUGUUAAGAAGAUACAAAAUGGAACCAACGAAACAAUUGUAAAGGACGACCAUUGGACACCGAAUGGUGUAGCUUGCAAGAGUUCUGGUGAUCUCAUCGUAGCCGAACAAAACAAAACACUCGCUAUGGGACGCUUACGCACUUAUUCUUCAAAUGGAAGAAUUAAGCAAACCAUUGCUUCCUGUGCCAAUUGCUCGGGAGAGAUUUUAAAAAAUCCCACGUUUGUUUGCGAAAAUAUAAACGGUGAUAUCUGUACAUCUGACGAGGGGAACCAGAGGGUGGCAGUGUUUUUGUCUGCAGGAGGUCUAAGAUUUCUGUACGGAGGGAAAAGCAAUACGAAAAACUUUCAGUCUUUUAAUCCCCGUGGUCUAGCUACAGACUGCCUUGGGAACAUUCUGAUUGCUGAUUAUUUCAACCACACUGUUCAUAUGAUGAACUGUGAAGGACGAUUCUUACAGUACAUCUCGACAAACAAAAUUAACUUUCCGUACGCAUUGUCGAUUGUUAACGGAAACAGACUCUUGGUAGGACGAUACAUAGACGCCAUAAUAGAAGUUGUGGGGUAUUUAAAAUCCACCUAG